This is a messenger RNA of Spinacia oleracea (spinach), 1285 nucleotides long. RefSeq names its product protein EXORDIUM-like. Lineage: Eukaryota; Viridiplantae; Streptophyta; Magnoliopsida; Caryophyllales; Amaranthaceae. The record is from RefSeq and is a predicted model, not a curated record. The coding region runs from base 147 to 1109 and encodes 320 amino acids. The transcript has a single exon.
ACUAAACACACACCACCUCUAUAUAAACCCAUCCUUCCCCCUUUCUCUCUCCCAUCACUCAAUCCUCCAACUACACUUCCCAUUUCUGAUUUCUCAUCCCCAAACACGCCCUUACCUUACUUAGUUACUUGAAAAAUCAACCAUCCAUGGCAAAACUUUCCACUUUUGUCCUUCCACUCUUUCUAGCUUCACUCUCUUUAAUCAGCCAUAUUCUAGCAACGAGUCAACCCACUGAGUCAACUCAUAACGAAAUGUUAUUCCAGUACCACAACGGCCCUCUACUUAACGGCAAAAUCUCCGUCAAUCUUAUCUGGUAUGGCAAAUUUACCCCUUCUCAAAAAUCCAUCAUAUCCGACUUCGUCACCUCGUUGUCAAUUCCUUCCAAGACUGCCCAACCAUCCGUCGCCACGUGGUGGAAGGGGACCCACAAAUACUAUUCCAAGUCAUCGUCAUCAUCUUCUCCAUUCUCUCUUACCAUGGGCGCUCACAUAUCUGAUCAAACCUACUCUUUAGGGAAAUCAAUCACCAGCCGUCAGAUUCAACAGCUGGCAGCAAGAGGUGGUCAAAGCUACGCCAUCAACGUCGUGUUGACUUCUGCUGACGUGUCCGUCGAUGGAUUUUGUACAAGCAGGUGUGGGACCCACGGGUAUUCAUCGACCUCAAACGUGGCUCAUCUAAGGGGAGGAAGGAAGAGUAAGAACAACAAGUUUACCUACAUCUGGGUGGGUAACUCGGAAACUCAGUGUCCAGGUCAAUGCGCUUGGCCUUUUCAUCAGCCCAUUUACGGCCCACAAAGCCCACCUUUGAUUGCACCCAACAACGAUGUGGGCCUUGAUGGGAUGGUCAUGAACUUGGCUAGCUUGUUGGCUGGGACUGUGACUAAUCCGUUUGGAAAUGGGUAUUACCAAGGCCCAAAAGAGGCCCCACUUGAGGCUGCAUCGGCUUGCCCCGGAGUUUAUGGUAAAGGGGCUUACCCGGGUUAUGCCGGGGAUUUGUUAGUGGAUCCAAUAAAUGGAGCAAGUUAUAAUGCUAAUGGGUUGAAUGGGAGGAAAUAUCUGCUUCCUGCGUUAUAUGACCCUUCUACGUCUUCUUGUUCUACCUUAGUUUAAUUAAGUUUAAUAGAAGCAGAACACAGUAAUGACAAUUUAUGUAUAGACUAUAGAGUUAAGAAUGCUCCUUAGUAUAAAAGUAUAUUUAGAAAGUAAACCUACAUUCUUUCAUUCAAUACCAAUAUUUGUUUUUCCUUAAAGUUUAAUGAAUUACUAUACUAUUUUCUUUUACGUUA